Acanthisitta chloris (rifleman) is the source of this 1485-nucleotide messenger RNA. RefSeq names its product protein FAM217B-like. The record is from RefSeq and is a predicted model, not a curated record. The transcript has 4 exons. Lineage: Eukaryota; Metazoa; Chordata; Aves; Passeriformes; Acanthisittidae. Bases 1 to 1485 code for a protein of 494 amino acids.
AUGGGACCAGGCAUUCAGGAAUAUCCAUUACUACUGCACAGAGAGACACAGCCCAAGGAAAGCCACACCAAUGAAAACCACAAAGGAAUGGUAAAUUAUACUAAUGGAAAAAGCCAUCCGAGCACCAAAGGACUAAAUAAACCAAUUUCUUAUGUGAAAUCCUCUCCUGGAAGACUGGGCAAGAAUGUAUCAAGUGCCAUUGAAAAGAUUUCCCAUGACACUCAGGAUGGUAACCAGCCAAGUGUUUAUAAGAAGGGAAGAAACCAGCUGGAUGGCAAUACUCAGUCCAAAAGGCCCCCAAGUGUUUGCACCUCACUGCACACUGCACAAGGACCAAAGAGGAGUCUCCCAGAAAGAAGGCAAAAUGAAUCUUUCCUGCACAGGAUCCCUCCUAGCACAAAGGGCAGCACACAAGGAACCUUCUGUAGAGUUAGAGAUGUCCCAAUGCAACAUUUUUAUUGCAGUAAAAAAGAGCAGUUGGAGAAGAAUCACGAAGAACACGUUGCUGAAGCCAGUCCAGGUCCUUCUAAAUGGCAAGAAACGUCCGUAGGUGAAAUGUUUCUUGAUUUUGAAUCAGUACAGAUUAUUAAAGAAGAUGCUGAAGAUGACAGUGCCAGUGACCUCUCUGAUUCAGAAAGGAUCCCCAUUCCCCCCUCUCCCUGCACACCACCAGAACUCAUCCUCAGAGCUGAAGAAAUCGAUCCAGUUUGUUUGGAACACGUCCCUGAAAUGGGACUUACAGAAUCAGAAUAUUACUACCCGGACUUCCUCCCACCCCCUUUCAACUCCUGGGACUUGAAGCAGUUGGCUCUCUUUGUCCAUGCUGAAGGUAAGACUGACUUCCGACCGAAGCCAACAGGAUUCCUGGAGAAGUACAUGGAUCGCCUGCUGCAGCUGGAGUGGCUGCAGGUGCAGACUGUGCAGAGCGAGAAGGGGAAGGCUGCCAGGGCCAGGCCCCAGACUGCUCCUGGCUCCAGCCGGGGCCUGAAGAGCCCUGGCAAAGGCAAAGCAUUGCUCAGCCCUGUGCCUAACAGGCAAGGGAUUCCCCAGGAAAGCGUGACAAAGCUGCCCAGGAGCUGUCUGGGGCACAGGGGAGAUCCCUACUGCGAGGAAAGUCGCCAGUUGCGUUCUCACCCAGCUCGCUUGAAACCGGCUGAGAGAACGGGAUGUGCAGCAGCUCAGCAGAGACAAUCUGGUGAGGUCAGGAGUGAGCUGAAAAAGAAACCAGCUGCAAAGCAACAGCUUCUCAACCUGCAGCCUUCAGAGAACAGCUCCAAAAUCCAAAGUGUUGGGAACAUCAGACCCCCCAAGCAAAGCCCAGGUUUCCACGGUGCAGCUGCUCCCGUCAAAGGCCUCAAACCGUACGCGUGUGCGAACCCAAAGAAAAACGGCAACACCAACAGUUAUGUUCCUCCUAAAAAACCAGCAGGGGACAGGAAAAUAAAAACAAAUGGCACAAAGCAAACCCCAUGUAAAUUCAAGUGA